AUGCCUCGAGCAGAAGUGGGAUCAACCAAGUACAUCGCCAACCAGAUGAAGUCGAAGGGACUUCAACGGUUGCGAUGGUACUGUCAAGCAUGUCAACGGCAAAUGCGGGAUGAAAACGGCUUCAAAUGCCAUGUUGCCUCCGAAUCCCACGUCCGCCAAAUGCAGCUGAUUGGCGAAGAUCCUCGAAAAGCCAUCAACGACUAUUCAAAUCAGUUCCUACGAGACUUCAUACAACUCCUGCGCACAGGGCACGGCGAGAAAAAAGUCAACGUAAACCAAUUCUACCAAGAGUAUAUUUCAAAUAAACAGCAUAUUCAUAUGAAUGCAACCAAAUGGAGUAGUCUGACGGAAUUUGCAAAGUACGUGGGCAGAGAAGGGAUGUGUCGCGUGGACGAGGAUGAGAAGAACGACAGCCGCACUGGCGCAAGCGGGCUCACGAUCAGCUGGAUUGACAACAGCCCCGAGGCACUGCGGCGGCAGGAGGCGAUCCGAAAGAAGGAAAGACAAGAUCGUGGUGAUGAAGAACGGGAACAACGAAUGAUACAGGAACAGAUCCGAAAGGCGAAGCGGCAGGGGUUGGAUGACGCGACGGAAGAUGAAGAGCAACAAGAUGAUGAGACACAGGGUGCAGGUGAAGGUAUCAAACGAAAAGGUGGAGAGAAAAUUGUCCUAAAUUUUGGAGCAAUUAAACAGACAUCCGAGGCCGCAAACCCACCAACUCCUCCUCUCUCGGAGAGAGACGAAUCAUCAUCUGACAAGGAGAAGGAGAAUACUGCAACGCCGACAUCACAGUCUCCACCAACAAUAUCACCCACAAUGUCCAGCGACUCCAAAGCAGCGCAAACUUCUGCGAAACAGCCUAUAUCCAUGUCCCUUGGCGGCUCGUCAGCCAAGCCGAAGAACGUAUUCGCCGUAUCUUCCAAGAAGAACCCCUUGGGUGCCACGAGAAAAUCAGCCGGCCCUAUUCAACAAAGACCGAUGAGCGAGGCGGAGCGAAUCAUGAAGGAAGAGAUCGAGCGAAAACGGCAGCGGGAAGCUAACGGUGUCCAUGGUGGGAAUGUUUUCAAAAAGCAGCGGGUCUAA
This is a messenger RNA of Cladophialophora psammophila CBS 110553, 1083 nucleotides long. RefSeq names its product alpha 1,3-glucosidase. Lineage: Eukaryota; Fungi; Ascomycota; Eurotiomycetes; Chaetothyriales; Herpotrichiellaceae. Gene Ontology annotation, molecular function: double-stranded DNA binding. Bases 1 to 1083 code for a protein of 360 amino acids. Gene Ontology annotation, biological process: DNA damage response; DNA replication. The transcript has a single exon. The record is from RefSeq and is a predicted model, not a curated record. Gene Ontology annotation, cellular component: nucleus.